This is a messenger RNA of Prorocentrum cordatum, 1511 nucleotides long. NCBI's taxonomy places the organism in Eukaryota, Dinophyceae, Prorocentrales, Prorocentraceae. The record is from the annotation of a GenBank genome assembly.
AUGAUCAACGAUCUCAAGUCCGUCAGCCAGCGGCUUUUCGACAACACGGAGUGGCUUGCCCGUUGCUUGUCGGGUAGCAAGGAGCCACCCCCUGGGGACGACGACGCCGCGACCGACGCAUACGACAUGAUUAUUGCAGACGCUCGCGCUAAAACGCCCAUGCGCCCCUUCAUCAAGGAGUAUGUGAUCAAUGAGAUAGAGCUCCUCCCUGGCGCAACUGGCGCCCACAGGAGGAUGCGGACCAGGUUCCAGAACCUCGCGGAGGCGAUCGGCCAGGCGCAGCCCCCAUUGUUUCGCCAUUCGGGCACCAACGUCGUCUUGAAGUUGCAGUUGGAUUACGCCCGCAUGGUGAGCCUGAUCGGCAAUCACGGAGGUCAGAAACUGACGAGGGGAGCAAAGAGGGCCGCCUUCGGGAAGGACUGCGCGGACGUGAGCGCGCCUCGCUGUCACCCGCGGCUCGCCUCAGCAGCGCUUCAGUCCAUCGGGGUCGACGCGAGGGCCUCCUGCCCGACGAUGACGCGGGUGUGCGAGCACUGCAAGGCGCGGCGGGCAUUCCUGGCGGAGCAUUACUUCGUCGGCCCCGACAACGCACAGGUGGAGCUCGCUGAGGCAUUCUACGGGCUCUGCUCGGAUAUCGCCGACGGCGCGGGCCGCAUUUUGAAUGGCCCCUCGCAUCGCGAGCGCAUGGCCUGGCACCGCGACAGGCCAUCUCCGAAGUUCAGCAGAAUCGCCGCGUGUUCAGUCACGGGGAGGACCGCGCGCUGGCGCGACUGCGCGGCGGCGCCGCCGAGUGGCAUCCACGGCGUCGUGCUCGACUUCGACGGGGCCCUGCUCAGGGUGACUACGUUGGCGCAGGAACUCGGUCUCCUGCGCGUGGUUCAGGAAAUUCGACGCACAUCUGGCUUCGAAUGCGCCUUGAAGGCGCGGCCUCAGAUGGAUGCGCCGCGCUGGUCAGGCGGGUCGGCUCCGCGCAGCGGACGGGUGGCGGUCGAGAGGAUCGCCCCCCUAGCUGGUGACGGCGGCAACUGCGUGCUUUCUGUCGCCGAUUGGAUUGAGCCGCGGCGAUCGCCGACGGUCGACGACGACUUUGGUGGCAAUGAGUUCGGCAGGACCAUUGCCGACCUCAACGCUGAGAUGAGCCACUCGUCGCACAGGGGCCCCAGUGCAAUCCCGCAGUGCGUGCGAGUGCCGCUGCAGGAGGCGUUCGGCGCCGCGGGCAAGAGGGCGCACCGGGUGCUUGAGCUCGCGGAGGGGGGGGGCCCAGGCCACUGCGUCGGAGUGCUGUUUGCCGCGGAGGGCGGCGUGGCCCUUUUCUGCCCUGACGCGAAGGGCUGCGCGUUGGCCGGGGAGCUCGCUCGUCUGUGUGAGGGGCUGUCGCCGGUGUGGCAUCGCUACGAGAUCUCUCCUCUUGGCCAAUUGGGCGCCGCUUUGGAUGGGCCAGACUGCCGCUUGGAGGGCAAGGGCACCGGCGGAGUUCCGAGGCUCGAGCCCGCAGCCGCCCUAUUCCGUAG